Radiomyces spectabilis is the source of this 1147-nucleotide messenger RNA. RefSeq lists its product as uncharacterized. The record is from RefSeq and is a predicted model, not a curated record. Bases 49 to 1065 code for a protein of 338 amino acids. Gene Ontology annotation, biological process: protein deneddylation. The transcript has 8 exons. NCBI's taxonomy places the organism in Eukaryota, Fungi, Mucoromycota, Mucoromycetes, Mucorales, Radiomycetaceae. Gene Ontology annotation, cellular component: COP9 signalosome. Gene Ontology annotation, molecular function: protein binding; metallopeptidase activity.
CGAAAAAAAAAGGCGGAACUUGUUUUUUCCACCCAGUAUGCGAUCAUCAUGAGCGCUAUGGACACCAGUGAUGAAGAUCUUCGUAUGCCACCUUCGGUUGUAUCCACAGCACAAACAAACUCCAGUCUAAGCAUUUCAGUCCAUCCUUUGGUCUUGCUCAAUAUUUCCGAUCAUUAUACACGUACCAAGCUUCAGAAUCCAGAUGCAGUACAAAAAGGCCAUGUCCAUGGAGCUCUUUUGGCGAAACAGUCCGGACGCGAGAUUGACAUUAUCAAUUCCUUCGAGUUACCACCAGUGAUACAGGAAGGAAUUGACGUGCUCACAGUGGACAAGGCUUACCUGGCCAACAAGCAGGAACAGAUGAGACAAGUCUUCCCCAAUCUAGACUUUAUGGGAUGGUAUUCACUGGGAGCUUUCCCCACAGAAAAAGAUUUAAAGGUCCAUGAACAGUUUUUGCAAGUGAACGAGUCAGCUCUAUUCCUGCAAAUGGAUCCCGUUAGUUUAGCGGCCGGAUCCAAAGAAUUUCCAGUGGUUAUUUACGAAUCCAUCAUGGAUUUGGACGAUGAGACUCCCCGUCUCAUGUUUGUUAAAUCGGCAUACAAAGUAGAAACCGAAGAAGCCGAACGAAUUGCAGUCGAUCACGUCGCGAAACCCAGUACAUCCAGUGCCGAAUCGGGCGUGGGGAAUGCAUUAAUUGCUCAUCUGACCACCCAACGGAAUGCCGUGGCCAUGCUUCACAGCCGUCUUCAAGUACUCCAACAAUACCUCCAAGAUGUAAAAGCAGGCGUUAUCCCUACCAAUCAUGAUAUCGUGCGUCAAAUUGCAAGUUUAUGCCGAAGAUCGCCCGUUGUGGAUACCAAAGCAUUUGAUGAACAAUUUUCUACGGAAUUUAACGACGUAUUACUGGUUGGAUACCUGGGCACAAUCACCAAAGGUCUGAAUGCGAUCAACGAUCUCAUUGAUAAAUUCAAUCUUCUCUAUGGUGCAACAGGCGCAUCGGCCGGCCGCACCGUCACACCUAUCAAAAAAGGAAGGCGCAUGGCAUUUGAAGAACCGACUCAGUAGAUAAUGACGAUUUGAAUCUAUCUCGAAAAAGAAACCGGCAAACAAUCACUAAAAAAGGGAAAUCUGGGAAGGAAGGUGCUUU